ACGCGAGGCAUUGCCCGUUCAUUCUGAGUCAUUCGGUCGGUUUGUGUACACGUCGUCGGUAACUCUUGCGUCGGUUGCGAUCGUAACGCUUGCAAAGUGAUCAAGUUAUUAAAACAUUUGUUUCUUUUUUGAAUAAAACAAAUUUUUAUAAUUAAUUUUCUUUGUGGAUAAAAAUGUCACACAACAAUCACGUUACCAACGGCACGGGAAGAUGUAAGAUGGCGACGAUCGACAAGCUGUUCACGGCGGUGCAGCCAAAGAGCGACGACACCGGCAACAAGGUGACGGUGGUCGGCGUCGGCCAGGUCGGCAUGGCUGCCGUCUUCUCCAUGCUCACGCAGGGCGUGACCAACAAUGUGGCGCUCGUGGACGUGAUGGAAGACAAGCUGAAGGGGGAGAUGAUGGACCUGCAGCACGGCUCCGCCUUCAUGAGGAACGCCAAGAUCCAGGCCAGCAAGGAUUAUUCGAUAUCGGCGGGCUCUAAGAUCUGCAUCGUGACGGCGGGCGUGCGGCAGCGCGAGGGCGAGACCCGCCUCGACCUGGUGCAGCGCAACACCGACGUGCUCAAGCACAUCAUUCCUCCGCUAGUGAAGUACAGCCCGGACGCGAUCUUCCUGAUCGCCAGCAACCCCGUGGACAUCCUGACGUACGUGACGUGGAAGCUGAGCGGACUGCCCAAGCACCGCGUCAUCGGCUCCGGCACCAACCUGGACUCGGCGCGCUUCCGCUACCUACUGUCCGAGAAGCUCGGCGUCGCCACCACCUCCUGCCACGGCUACAUCAUCGGCGAGCACGGCGACUCUAGCGUGCCAGUUUGGUCCGGCGUGAACAUCGCCGGCGUGCGGCUCAGCGACUUGAACCCGAAGAUCGGCACGGAGGCCGACCCCGAGCGCUGGAAGGACACGCACGGCGCGGUGGUGAAGAGCGCCUACGAGGUCAUCAAGCUCAAGGGCUACACGUCCUGGGCCAUCGGCCUGUCGCUCUCGCAGCUCGCGCGCGCCAUCCUCACCAAUGCUAUGAGCAUCCAUGCAGUAUCUACUUACAUCAAGGGCGAGCACGGCGUGGAGGACGAUGUGUUCCUGUCGCUGCCGUGCGUGCUGGGCAGCGCCGGCGUGUGCGACGUGAUCCGCCAGCCGCUCACCGACGAGGAGGCACGCGAGCUGCGCAGCUCCGCCGCGCUCAUGGCCAAGGUGCAGGCUGGCAUCAACUUCUAAACGACAAUCCACUAUACUACACACAUUUUAUAAAACUUUUAUCUUAAGGCUCAUUCAGACGACGCGCGGAUUCGCAUGCGGACUGUUAAAACAGCAUAGGUACAAGUCGGCACACGAGUCAGAUACCGCAAUCUCAUGCGAGUUCUUGCGCCGUUAUAUGAGCCCUUAUUCAGGGCUCGAAACCGGUACUAAAAAAAACGAAGUAGCCAAGUAUUUUGAAUCAUUUUAUGCUAAGUAUUUGCGUAGAACUGAAUCAGGUAUUCACAAUGUAUUAUCAUGUUCUCCCAUGAACAAUUUAAUAAUAACAAUAAAAUGAAAAUAAAGUAAGGUACCGGUAUAUUUGUAUGUAGCAAGUACCGGUUCACGACCCCUGAUUUUAUUACGUAUUCUUGGUUGUUUUACUAUAACUGUUUAGGUAGGUAUUUAGUUAGCACUGCUAUCUGAAAAGCUUAGGUUUGAGAUAAAUUAGUAGGAUGUAAAACGCCCGAUACUUAUUGCUGCACGCGAAAUAUGAUAAAUGUGUAGUUAGAUGAAAUAGAAUACAGAUAUUCGAGAAUAACAUUUAAUUUACCGAUAUAUUUUUGGAUGAUUUUUUUAAGUGAGAAUGGAAUCUAUUAAGUCAAAACCAAAGAUAUUUUCAAUCUAGGUAUUCAUGAAGUUUAAAUUACAUACCUAUUGAAGUUAUUUUAUUUAUUUUAAAAGCUACAAAGUAGUACGCGGAUACCGCGGCUCGUUGACAAGUGACCAAUCGUUUACUCUUCGUAUGCCAUGAAUCGUAAUCUUUUUCUAUAUCAGAAAGAUAACAAUACACUACGGAGCGCGAAAGAUUGGACUUGCUACGCGCCCAGGUGCGGUUCUUUGUUGAGGGCGAUGUUAGCGACUGUUUCAUCCAAUGUGUGAAUCUCAGGUUACGUAAGUACGGCCGCUCUUUUUUUUUUGUAGGAGGGCACUACUAUCCUAAGAAACCGGAGAUUACAUGACAAAGGGCUAUGGGCAGUGAUUAUUGUAGUGAAUUUGAUCAGUAUUAGUUUUUAAUAGGUAUGUAAUUAUAACCGGUACGAUUGCCGCUAGUUUUGCAAAUUUAACAAUUUGCAGUUUAUGUACAAUGAAAAUAAUCCAUAAUACAUUAUAAUAGCGUUUACUAUUGUGUGUUUUACACCGUGUUUCCGGUAUCACUCAAAACCUCAGACACCCCAACUGAUUUUUAUUUUUUCAAACGUGUCUAGAGUGUUCAUCUUUUAA
Leguminivora glycinivorella is the source of this 2456-nucleotide messenger RNA. It is a transcript of the gene Ldh, whose product is annotated as L-lactate dehydrogenase. The coding region runs from base 174 to 1214 and encodes 346 amino acids. NCBI's taxonomy places the organism in Eukaryota, Metazoa, Arthropoda, Insecta, Lepidoptera, Tortricidae. Gene Ontology annotation, biological process: carboxylic acid metabolic process. Gene Ontology annotation, cellular component: cytoplasm. The transcript is spliced from 7 exons. Gene Ontology annotation, molecular function: L-lactate dehydrogenase (NAD+) activity. The record is from RefSeq and is a predicted model, not a curated record.